AUGGUCAAUGUAUUUAAUGUUCAGAUCUUCUUUGUCGUAUUUCGAGAGGCACUAGAAGCAGUCAUUGUCGUUUCCGUGCUUCUUGCAUUCUUGAAACAAGGCUUGGGCGAUGGUCAAACGGACUCGGCAGUCUAUAAAAAAUUGCGAAACCAGAUUUGGAUUGGUGCAGGGUGUGGUAUACUAAUAUGUCUUAUUAUUGGUGGAGCAUUCAUUGGCGCCUUUUAUGGUUUGGGCAAAGACGUUUGGGGUAAAUCUGAAGAUUUGUGGGAAGGUAUAUUUUGUCUUAUUGCUACAGUGUUGAUUUCAAUUAUGGGUAUUCCAAUGUUGAGAAUCAACAAGAUGCAAGAGAAAUGGAGAGUUAAGUUGGCCCAGGCAAUUGUUAAGGAACCUAAACUGGUUAAAAAGGGUUGGUUGGCAAGAUUUGAUUUGGCAAGAUUCACCAAGCGUAACGCAUUAUUCAUCUUGCCAUUUAUCACUUGUCUUAGAGAAGGUUUGGAGGCAGUGGUGUUUGUUGGUGGUGUUGGUAUCAACCAACCAGCCUCAUCGUUCCCACUUCCAGUCAUUUGCGGCUUGAUUGCGGGUGCCGUGGUUGGUGUGUUGCUCUACUAUUUCGGUUCCAAUAUGUCGAUGCAAAUCUUUUUGAUCAUCUCCACGUGUAUAUUAUACUUGAUUGCAGCAGGUUUGUUCUCACGUGGUGUUUGGUUCAUUGAGGCGCACCAAUACAAUGUUCGUACUGGUGGCGAUGCGGCUGAAAAUGGCAAUGGACCAGGAACUUAUGAUAUCGCCAAGUCAGUUUGGCAUGUGAAUUGUUGCAAUCCAUUAACCGAUAAUGGUUGGGAUAUAUUCAAUGCCAUUCUCGGGUGGCAAAACUCAGCCACCUACGGCUCAGUCAUUUCUUACAAUGUUUACUGGAUUGCAGUGAUGAUUACAAUUGGACUCAUGUUGUACGAGGAGAAGCAUGGCCAUUUGCCAUUCUUGAAGAAUGUCACCUUGAGAUCUUUGAACCCAAUGUACCAUAUCAAAGGUAAAAAGAAGAAUGAGUUGAGCGAAGAGGAAAAGCAAGCAUUGUUUAAACAAAUUAAACAACACAAGUUUGCAAACCAAGCAGAGGAGGAAGAAGAAGAAGAAACAGGUGAUGGUCAAACUGAUGAUCUUGCCUCGAGUAAAUUGAUGGAAUCUGUUGAAAAGUAA
Messenger RNA from Lodderomyces elongisporus, 1191 nucleotides. Its product is annotated as FTR1 family protein. Gene Ontology annotation, cellular component: plasma membrane; high-affinity iron permease complex. The record is from RefSeq and is a predicted model, not a curated record. Bases 1 to 1191 code for a protein of 396 amino acids. Gene Ontology annotation, biological process: iron ion transmembrane transport. Lineage: Eukaryota; Fungi; Ascomycota; Pichiomycetes; Serinales; Debaryomycetaceae. Gene Ontology annotation, molecular function: ferrous iron transmembrane transporter activity. The transcript has a single exon.